Bactrocera oleae (olive fruit fly) is the source of this 1207-nucleotide messenger RNA. RefSeq names its product protein kinase C-binding protein NELL2. NCBI's taxonomy places the organism in Eukaryota, Metazoa, Arthropoda, Insecta, Diptera, Tephritidae. The record is from RefSeq and is a predicted model, not a curated record.
GACUUGUGUGGUUUAUAUGCGUUCAGUUCUCCAGCUUGAUAUUACCACAUUAUUGACAUAUCGUCUUCUCAUCAGCUGGACAGUCGUUAAUUGGCAAGCCAGGCGGCACAACAACAGUCGGUUUUUAAAAUCUUUAAAAUGUUUCAAAUAAAAAUAAUUUUACUUUUACCCUUUGUUUCAACUCUAAUCCAAGCUGAAAAACAUAGUUGUACAAAACAAGGAAAGGCUGGAGAAACGAUACAGAUUUGCUGUGCGGGCUACGUGGGCAACGGCACACAUUGUACGGCCUUUUGUACGAAUGGUUGCAUCAAUGGCAAAUGCAUUGCUGCAGAGCACUGUGAGUGCAACGAAGGUUUUGCCAAGAAACGGGGCCGGCAAUGUGAGCCAAUAACAGCAAAUUCCCAGCAACAGUUGUGCCACGAACGCUGCAUCAAUGGCACAUGCUCGGAUGGCUUGUGUACCUGUGGCCAGGGAUGGCGGCUGCAGCAAAAUAAAAGCGCCGAUAUUUGUGUGCCGCAACGUGGGAAUAGCCUAAGUAAUUCGAGUGACAGUUGUGUGAAUGGAUAUUGUAGUGCACCGGGUAAUUGCAGUUGUUUUGCGGGCUUCGAACUGCUGCCAGGUAAUAGACAGGAGUGUGUACCUUCAAUGAAUGACAUCAGUUUGAGCAAAUUGCUGGCCACUUGGCCACAAUAUCAUAGCGAGAUAAUUAUUGCCACAAUAACGCUGAUAUUCGUAUUAUUGGCUAUUUAUUACUUAUUUUACCGAAUUUAUAGACUGGAAACGAAAAAAGGAAACGUAGAGCUGAACUGUGAAACAAACAAAUUAGUAUCUUUAAAAGUCGUUAAUUAAAUUUAUUUUACUUACUAUCGGAAUUCAUAACACGGAGCCUAGCAUAUUAGAAUCGCAAAAAUUAACUGAAGACAUAAACUUUGAUCAUGGCUUUUAGUACUCUUUGUUGAUGUAAAUGCAUUUCAUUCAUUAUUAAACACCAGACGUUUCUUGAUCUGAGAAACCUUCACCUGAAUGGCGUAGCAUUAGUUAGCUAUUACUGUAUAUUUAUCUUUUCGCACAUAUAUCAGUCAGAAAGAAAAGUGCGAAGAAAUAAUAAAAAAUCAGAGCAAAAAUAUGGUUGCAAGUUUGGGUUGUCUGUGGGUUUUACAUGUUUGUAUGUUAAAAUGUAUAUAUUAAAUAAAAAGACAAGAACUAC